This is a messenger RNA of Daldinia childiae, 639 nucleotides long. Its product is annotated as putative selenoprotein domain-containing protein. The transcript has 2 exons. NCBI's taxonomy places the organism in Eukaryota, Fungi, Ascomycota, Sordariomycetes, Xylariales, Hypoxylaceae. The coding region runs from base 1 to 639 and encodes 212 amino acids. The record is from RefSeq and is a predicted model, not a curated record.
AUGGCUGAGACAUCAACCUCAACUUCGACUUCGACCUCGACCUCGACCUCAGGCCCCGCAUCAUCACUCCAAAAUCCAUUUCCACUACCUCGUAUUACUAUUCGAUUCUGUACACAAUGUAAAUGGAUGUUGAGAGCCGCAUACUUUGCGCAAGAGCUCCUCUCAACCUUCUCGACCUCCCUCGGCGAAGUAGCCCUGCAGCCCUCCACAGGCGGGACCUUCGUCGUCGAGAUAUUCUUCCAGCAGCCCAAUACCACCACCACCCCCGAUUCCUCUUCCACCACACAGCAGCGUGUACUCUGGGACCGCAAGACCGACGGCGGUUUCCCUGAGACCAAGGAGCUGAAGCGGCGGGUCCGCGACGCCAUCGAGCCCGGCCGGGACCUAGGACACGUCGACAAGGACUACUCGUCUAGCAAAGCGAAGACCGGCGCGGCGCAGGGGCAAGAAGGCACGACAAGGGAAGGAAGGGUCGGAACGGGAAACGCAACCGCUGCUCCGUCGAAAGCCGAGGACGAAAACACCCUCGGCUUAAAUAUCCACCCGGGAGAAACCAUCGGCGGCCCGUCGUGUAAGCCGGCGACCGAGAGCACGCGGACGAACGCCGCGACGCAGGAGGAGUGCGAGGACUGUAAAUGA